GCGGAUGUGAAAGCGUUUCCCAGGGAGCAUAUAUGCUACUCAAGAAUGUUUCGUGUCACCUCCGGAGCAUUUGGCGAGGGAUACUAAAAGAAAAAAAACGUUAUCAUAUUGAGUAUGGCAAUUUAUGCAUAGUCGAUGCUGGCUCUUUCAUGAGAGGGCACUUUGCAUUCAUCAAAUCAAGGCUCUUGCCCCAGUCUAUUGUUUUGUCUUUGUCUCGCAGAUUAGAAACUGCGAGAAGUUUUUUUUUUUUCAAGCUUGACCGAGUCCAUCGCGAAGCCGUCUCGGCCGCCCAUACAAGCUGCAAGUUGUCUCGAGUUCUAGCAGGUUUGUGCUUAGAAAAUAAGCAGGUUUGAGAAUCAUCGCCGACCAUUGAUCAAGCACUACUGACAAGUUUCGUUUGACAAAGUCAUUAGUAAUUUGUGAAGACAAAGCUGUAUGCGACUAUUACAUGCUUAAGACUAUGUCUUCGAAAGUUGCACCUCGUUCUGCUCGAAGCCAGAUAACGCCGCAGAAACGCUGGAGCGCUCCACCGACAGAAAAGGGCUUCGACCGAGCGAUCUCUACCCCUGAUCAAAUCAAUAGAGAUGUGCGCGGAUUGAAACUUCGUCAGCGCGUCUCUAUCGUUUUGGGAGAUGAAGUAUUCCGCGAAGAACUAGAAGAGGUUGUAGGAAGUGUUGAUAUGGAAAAGAAGACUGCUAAUCUGCAAGGUUUCCGCACUUAUCAGGAUUUCUUGAUUCCAACUUGUGGUUUUUCUGGUCUUGGUGGCGUAAGAGUGCCAAUUGCUCCAGUCGCAAACAUGCGAGGAGUUGAUGGCUCAAGAUUCAGCAAAGAGGGAAAAUUAUUGCGUUGUAAAGUUGCAUCCGUCUAUCGACUGGCCGAUUCGUUUAACUGGCUUACGGAUAUGGAAAGCAAUGUCUUGUGUACGGCAAGGGCCACUGAUGACGAUUAUUACUACCUGACACCACCACUUGGCCUACUUGCUGGUGAGGUAUCUGCUGGUUGCCUUUAUAAGAUGGACCAGGAAGGCAAUACCAUAGAAGAAGGCAACACCAAUCUUACCGUCAACAAGAUUGCACUUGAAAUCCAUAGCCAGGUUUAUGGGUGCAAGUCUGAUGUCAACUGUGUGGUGGUCUUAUGCUCAACUAAUGUAAAAGCUGUGAGUGCCAUGGACUGUGGGGUGUUACCAAUAAGCCAUGAGGCUGCAGCAAUAGGAGAGGUUGUGUAUCACACUCUUGGAAGUAUUGUCCUUGAUAAAGCAGAGAAAGAGGCUCUUACCCUGAAAUUAUCUGCUGUUGACAAGGUUCUUGUACUGAGGAAUAUGGGAGCUGUGUGUGUUGGGAAGUCAGUAGAGGAGGCAUUCUACAAUGCCUUCUUACUUCACAAAGCUUGUGAAAACCAGGUCUAUGCAGUUCGGGCUGGUAUCAAUAACUUGAUCAAACUUGACGACGAAGUGAGAGAGAAGAUAUACAAGUCUGUACAAGAGGGAGAUGAUGUCAAUCAGAACAAGAGGAAGGUUGCAGAUGUGCACUUUGAAGCUUGGAUGCGUAUGUUGGAUGCCAGGGGGCACAAAACUGGAUACGAAUUUUCCAUUCAACUCUCCAAGCAGCAAACAGAAGAGCCAACACAAUCAAAAGCAAAGUCCCCAGCCAAAUCGAGCUCUUUCCGAUAUGGGACGCCUCAUGAGACCUCGAAGGCGAGGUCACCCGUUUAUCGCUCUCACACCACAGGCCACAACUACAGAACCAAGAUAAGAUGGCUGAACGAGCCCAUCAAAUCAACCACUUAUCGACCUGAGCCAAGCCUUGCGAACGACAACAAAGAAGAAGAGGAAGGCCUGGGCCAAGAGAAGUUCUCCUCGCAGCUUGUUGCCGUGGAGGACGCGGUGUUUGCAGAGACGCAGCCAGAACAAGAAACAAUCCCAGAACCGCCGACACAAGAACCCAGUGAGACUCAUAUCACAGAAACCAAAGAAACUCGCGAGGAACCUUCAGGGCAAACGGUUACCGUUACUACGACAACCGUGACGACAGAGAAGUCCAAGGAGGAGUUGCACGUGCCUGAAGACUCUCCCUCGUCGGCCGAGGGCGGCAAGAGACGUAAGAAGGUGAAAAAGAGCCGCAGCUUCAAGGACACCAUGAUGCAGAAACUCGGCAUGAAGAAGAAACACCACAGCCUCGAAGAGGGACUGGAGAAGAAGCCCGAGUAAAUGUUGCAAGGGGCCAUAAGUGUCGAAUAACAUGCUUAAGAGACGCCAGAAACAAUAACGUAUCUUCGAUCAUUCGCCAUUCGUCUAACAGUUUUUAAAUAUAAUUGUGAAACAAUUGCCUAUCUUACUUUGAAACAGUACUUCAGUACUAUUUGAUAAGGAAUAUUUUGCAUUUUGUUUUACGUCUUCGUUAGGUUUUGAAUAUGAACGUUUGGAUAUUGUUUAGGGAAAUGUUUAUUUGAUAAUCAAUAACACUAAUUAAACAGCAUAAGUCAAGCA
Messenger RNA from Nematostella vectensis (starlet sea anemone), 2485 nucleotides. RefSeq names its product alpha-adducin. Gene Ontology annotation, molecular function: actin filament binding. Lineage: Eukaryota; Metazoa; Cnidaria; Anthozoa; Actiniaria; Edwardsiidae. Bases 449 to 2206 code for a protein of 585 amino acids. Gene Ontology annotation, cellular component: postsynaptic density; cytoskeleton; plasma membrane. The transcript has 11 exons. The record is from RefSeq and is a predicted model, not a curated record.